CUUCCUAUUUUCUCCAUCAAUGAACUUCGAACUGAGAAUCUUUUAUGUCUAUUUAAUGUAUUGUUUCUCAAAUGCAUGUAAUAAUACGCAGAUUAGAGUCAUUGGCGAGGAAACGAUUAUGACAAUAAAACGAUGCAUCUUUAAAGACAAAGCACAUUUUAACUACCUGGUGCCUGAUAAACAAACGUCUGAGGAAAAAAAUGAAAAGCAUGAGAGCGCGAGGAGAAAGAGCGUGGCUAUAAAGCGAUCCAGUUUCAUUGAAAUUCUCAGUUUGUCGUAUACGUAUCGCACAGCAGACGAACAUCCCCGACCGAGUGUGCGACGAUAUGAAGGCGUGGUUGAUAUUGCAAUUGGUGUUGCUCGUGAUGCUACUGGCUGGACCUUCGGAGGAAUUUUUUUUUGAAUAUUCAAAGAAGGCUUUACAAGAGUUCUUCCAAUCUCUGAAAGCAAAAAAGCCGCCACCCAAGUCGAAUAUACAGCAUUAUCAUGUGCAUUAUUACCCGAUACCUUACUCUAUGUUAGUAUGGCCGAAAAUCCCAGUUAAACGAGACCUCGACAGACUCUAUGACGAUACGUCGUUUGCAUGGUCGGAUUACAGCAAGUAUUUACCUAAUCCUUCGACAAUUAUAUCGGAUCUUCAACAACUAUUGGACGCAGACACUCCAACAUCGGACGACACGCAAGCUUCGAUCGAUCGUAACGGCCAGGGAUUACUAUUGCAAGUUCCUGUCAACCAACAAUUCAUGGUUCAUUUGCUGAGGAGAUCGCAACAACGACAACUGGCAAAAGCGAUGACUUAGAAUAGUCGCCAAGUACAUUCUCGUCCAUUCAUUCAAAUUAGUAAUGAACGCCACGAUAAACUUUCUUUAACUUUAGAUUUAGAUUAGUUAAUUAAAAUCUAGCUUUCAAACGCUUAUCCGAUAUGUAUAAAUAUUUUGAUGACCUAUUAUUUAUUAGAAGCGUAGACAUCUCAAAACGUCUGCGUUUUUAUUUUGUAUUUUUACAUAUUUGUACCAGAUUGCAUGCCAGUUGAAAGAGUUAAAAAUAAAUGUAAAUUAUUACACGCUUAGGGUUUCUGACGGUUUCUGCAAAUCAUCCGCGAGUAAGAGUGCCGGAAGUUGUUUACACUUUUUAGCCGCCUUGGCGUGAAACUUCGGCGUGCACGGAUGAGGUCGCGGAAUUAUCUUUUUCUGCAAUAAACCAGGCGGUAAUUCGCGCAAUUUCGGUACGAUCGAAACGUCCUUCAAUUUUCUUCGUUCGAUGCGAAUCUUCUGUCGCGUCUCGUAAUCUUCCUGCAGCUUCGACGCCAGUUGUGUCAUGUACUUACGAUCCGUUAAUCGUACUACGUGACUUCCCAUCAGCAUCGUUAAUCGUGAUCUUACGGGAACGUAACUAAAUCUGCGUCGAUAAAUCCCGCUUCGAUUAAUUGAAGGUUACUCGAAAAUCGGUGACGAGACCUACCCGUAUUUCACGCAAUCCGUUUCCCACCAUGGUGGAGGCGCAUCGUACAGGUCUACAGCCAACAGGAACAUAUUCAAUUUUGCGCGAUAAUUUUUUUUUUUACUUUUAUUUAAAAAAUUUUAACCUAAAAUUUCUCACAACCCGUCCCGAAUAAUUCCAUUCUGAAUAAAAAAAUGUUCUCUCGCAA
Messenger RNA from Cataglyphis hispanica, 1648 nucleotides. RefSeq lists its product as uncharacterized. The transcript has 5 exons. The record is from RefSeq and is a predicted model, not a curated record. Lineage: Eukaryota; Metazoa; Arthropoda; Insecta; Hymenoptera; Formicidae. The coding region runs from base 327 to 800 and encodes 157 amino acids.